GCAAAGGCAAAGGGGUCAGGAGGAGGAGAAACCACGUGUUAUCCAUGUACAGCUUUGACUGUCCUUCCUAUGUAGACUUGUUUUUGUAAUAUCGUACCCUCUGCAUGUAACUGGCUAGCCCGUUAGCUAAGAAGAAGCAUUUCACAGAUUAACAUAGCAAUUUUGAGCAACAGAUUUCUGUUGCCACCUUUAAGCUAACUAGCUGCCACACUGACAGCCAAAUAAUGGUGAGCAAGACGGAUGACAUCCAGGCGUCAGUACCCAACUGUAAUGUUAACACAGUUGAUCUUGCAGAAGGAGAGACGCCAGACCACCAAGAGACCAAGGCACCAAACAAGGAUCCUUGUGCGUGUGGGCACAGUGCAAGCACAGCGGUGAUGAACGGGGGCGGGGCCCACUAUCAUUCGGAGGAGGAGUCCAAGCAGGAUGUGGGUGGUGACACGGACGGUGGGGAGGAUUCUAACGAACAGGAAGUGAUUGUGAUUCAGGAUACAGGUUUCACCGUGAAGAUCCAGGCACCCGGGACGGAGCCUUUUGACCUCCAGGUUUCACCCCAGGAGAUGGUGCAGGAGAUCCACCAGGUGUUGAUGGACCGUGAGGACACCUGUCAUCGUACCUGUUUCUCCCUGCAGCUGGACGGCAACGUGCUGGAUAACUUUGCUGAGCUCAAAUCCAUCGAGGGCCUGCAGGAGGGCUCCCUUCUCAAAGUAGUGGAAGAGCCCUACACAGUGCGCGAGGCCCGUAUCCAUGUGCGUCAUAUCAGAGACCUGCUGAAAAGCCUGGACCCGUCUGAUGCCUACAACGGAGUGGACUGCAACUCUCUCUCCUUCCUCAGUGUCUUCACCGACGGGGACCUAGGAGACAGUGGUAAGCGGAAGAAGAAGGGCAGUGAUCUGGAGCAGAUAGACUGUACCCCUCCAGAACACAUCCUGCCUGGCAGCAAAGAACGCCCCCUGGUGCCCCUCCAGCCACAGAACAAGGAGUGGAAGGUAAUAAUGACGCCCAUGCAGUGCCUGAAGGUCCUGACUAUGAGUGGCUGGAACCCUCCCCCUGGCAACAGGAAGAUGCACGGUGAUUUGAUGUACCUGUAUAUGGUGACUGUUGAGGAGAGACACAUCAGUAUCACCGCCUCCACACGUGGCUUCUACCUCAACCAGUCGACCACCUACACCUUCAACCCCAAGCCAGCCAACCCCAGCUUCCUGAGCCACUCGUUGGUUGAGCUGCUGAGCCAGAUUAGCCCUGCCUUCAAAAAGAACUUCACUGUCCUGCAGAAGACAAGGGUCCAGCGGCAUCCGUUUGAAAGGAUAGCCACACCCUUCCAGGUGUACAGUUGGACCGCCCCCCAGGUGGACCACACCAUGGACUGUGUCAGAGCUGAGGACGCUUACACCUCCCGUCUGGGCUACGAGGAACACAUACCUGGACAGACGCGAGACUGGAAUGAGGAGUUGCAGACGACCAGAGAGCUGGCCCGGAAGAACCUGCCUGAACGCCUGCUGAGAGAGAGGGCCAUCUUCAAGGUCCACAGUGACUUUGCGGCUGCUGCCACUCGUGGUUCCAUGGCUGUGAUCGACGGCAACGUGAUGGCCAUCAACCCUGGCGAGGAGACACGUAUGCAGAUGUUUAUCUGGAACAACAUCUUCUUCUCCCUGGGCUUCGACGUCCGCGACCACUACCGCGAGCUGGGCGGGGACGCUGCCGCGCACGCUGCGCCCACCAACGACCUCAACGGUGUCCGGGCUUACGGGGCCGUAGACGUGGAGGGGCUGUACACCCUGGGGACCGUGGUGGUGGACUAUCGUGGUUACCGUGUCACGGCCCAGUCGAUCAUCCCUGGCAUUCUGGAGAGAGAGCAGGAGCAGAGCGUUAUCUACGGGUCUAUCGACUUUGGGAAGACAGUGGUGUCUCAUGGGAAGUACCUGGAGCUUCUGGAGAGGACCAGUCGACCACUCAAGGUCCAGAGACACAAUGUGCUGAAUGAGAAGGAUGAGUCCGUGGAGCUGUGUUCCUCUGUUGAGUGUAAGGGCAUAAUUGGCAACGAUGGACGCCACUACAUCCUGGACCUUCUGAGGACCUUCCCCCCCGACCUGAACUUCCUGCCUGUGGAAGGGGAGGAGCUUUCCCCUGAGAGUGUGAGACAGGGUUUCCCCCGCCAGCACCGCCACCGCCUGGCCUGCCUCCGACAGGAGCUCAUUGAGGCCUUCGUCGAGCACAGAUACCUCCUCUUCAUGAAGAUGGCAGCACUCCAGCUGAUGCAGCAGAAAGCCAACAAGGAGAGCAAGAUGGCCACCUUGACAGAGAAUAGCAGCCCCGAGGCAGCCGUUCCAGCCCUGCCCUCCACAGAGAACCCCGAUGCUUCAGCCAAGUCCUCAGAAACUUCCACAGAAACCCUCACUGACGGCAAGUCAGACGCAGUCCAGAUAGAGACCACCUCCACCUCUGAUGCCCCUCAGCCAGCAGCAACAGAAGCCACCACCACAGAAGCAGCCCCCAAGGCAGAACAAACAACAGAAAUGGACAGUCCCUCUGCUGCAGCAACAACCAUUAAUGCCUCCCAGGAAACCCCUACAGAGGAUAAUGUGAUUCCCACGGUGACCACCAAUGGGCCAUCGGUGCCCGUUGCCACAGCGAUUCAGAACGGGGAGUGCGAGAGCCCUCUGGAGGGUAAGGCUGAGGCUGAGGAUAGUAUCCCGGGCUUAGCCCAGGCCAAAGAGCUGGCUGAGUCCUUAGCCGCGGAAGAUGGAUCCGGUAUCGACCCUAAAAGCCGAGAGGUGGUCCUCAACGCCUGCAAGGCCGUGGGUUCCAUCAGCAACACCUCCUUCGACAUCCGCUUCAACCCAGAUAUCUUUUCUCCAGGAGUGCGUUUCCCUGAGGACAGUGUGGAUGACAUUCAGAAACAGAAGCAGCUGUUGAAGGAUGCUGCAGCCUUCCUGGUGUCCUGUCAGAUCCCGUCUCUGGUGAAGGACUGUCUGGACCACAGUGCUCUGCCUAUGGAUGGAGCCACACUGACUGAGGCUCUGCACCAGAGGGGCAUCAAUGUGCGUUACCUAGGCAACGUGCUGGAGUUUGUGGACAAGACCCCAGCCAAGGCACAGCUGGAGCACUUCUAUAGAAUAGGUAUCAGCGAGUUGAUCACCAGAUGUGCGAAACAUAUCUUCAAGACAUACCUCCAGACUAUGUACUCCAUCUCCCAGGGUGUGGAGUUGUCGGCCCUCUCAGCCGCUGUCAGCCACUUCCUCAACUGCUUCCUGUCCUCCUUCCCUGAUGCCGUGGCACACCUGCCUGCCGACGAGCUCGUGUCGCGCCGCAAGAACCGUAAACGCCGUAACCGAGUCCCGGGGGGAGGGGACAACACGGCGUGGGCCAGCCUGACACCCAGCGAGCUGUGGAAGAACAUCGUCUCUGAGGCCCAGAGCUACUACAACUUCACCCUGCACUGCGAGAAUGCUGACCAGGUAGUGGAGAAAUACGGCCUUCAGAAGAUCACCCUGCUCAGAGAAAUCUCCAUCAAAGCUGGCAUCCAGAUCCUGAUAAAGGAGUAUAACUUUGACAGUCGCCACAAGCUUGCCUUCACAGAGGAGGACAUCCUUAACAUCUUCCCUGUGGUGAAGCACGUCAACCCCAAGGCCUCUGAUGCCUUUCACUUCUUCCAGAGUGGACAGGCCAAGGUCCAGCAAGGUUACCUUAAGGAGGGCUGUGAGUUGAUCAACGAGGCUUUGAACCUGUUCAACAACGUGUACGGGGCCAUGCACGUGGAGAUCUGUGCCUGCCUGCGUCUGCUGGCUCGCCUUAACUACAUCAUGGGAGACCACCAUGAGGCUCUCAGUAACCAACAGAAGGCUGUUUUGAUGAGUGAGAGGGUGCUGGGCGUCGAGCACCCCAACACUAUCCAGGAAUAUAUGCACUUGGCUCUGUAUUGCUUUGCCAACGGUCAGCUGUCCACUGCCCUGAAGCUACUGUACCGUGCCCGCUACCUCAUGCUGAUGGUGUGUGGGGAGGACCACCCUGAGAUGGCACUACUAGACAGUAACAUUGGCCUGGUGCUGCAUGGAGUAAUGGAGUACGACCUGUCUCUGAGGUUCCUGGAGAACGCCUUGGCCAUCAACUCCAAAUACCACGGACCCCGCUCCCUCAAAGUAGCCCUCAGUCAUCAUCUGGUUGCAAGGGUUUAUGAGAGCAAGGCGGAGUUCCGCUCUGCGCUCCAGCACGAAAAGGAGGGCUACACCAUCUACAAAAACCAGGUGGGAGAGGCCCAUGAGAAGACUAAAGAGAGCUCAGAGUACCUGAAGUACCUCACACAGCAGGCUGUGGCUUUGCAGAGAACCAUGAACGAGAUCUACAAGAAUGGCUCCAACGCCAGCAUCAUGCCACUCAAGUUCACAGCACCCAGUAUGGCCAGUGUUUUGGAACAGCUCAAUAUUAUCAACGGCAUCAUCUUUAUACCACUCAGCCAAAAGGACUUGGAGAACCUGAAGGCGGAGGUUCAGCGGCGGCAGCAGCUUCAGGAGUCAGGAAAAAGCAUGGAGGAGCUCACUGUGGACGGUCCACUAGAGCUGGAGGACAAAAUACCCAUGGACGUUAAUGUUGAUUAACGUCAAACCCUCCAUACCACACUACUUUCUACAAGGGAACAGAUGUGAUGCAACAGCCAUCUCCUUGAAUGAGCAUGUGGACCCGAGAACUAAGCUGUCUAAAAAUGAACAAUGAAAACAAGAAGGGAUGAAGGGUUGUUUGGGGCAGUCAAAGAGAAACAUCUAUGUAUACAGUAGGUAGAGCGUUUAUAAGAGGAGCUUCAAGGAGUAACAGAGCAAGUUACAGUAUAUACAGGGGUAGGAGAAUUUAAUAAAAAGAGAAUAUAGAAUCCAUGUUCAAUCUGAAAGCCCGUAGCCUCGAGCUUUGGUAAAGAAACAGAAGGAGUAAGUGUCUGUGUGUGAAAGCGACCAAGGAAGACCAUGACAUUGUAUUACCAGAGCCUUAUCCACUGUUCAUCUCACUCCACAUCAACCAACUGUUCCCUCUACCCUCUUCAACUUUUAGCCGAAGGAACACGGUUUACCCCUGCAACACCUCCAAUACUCCUGAGAGCCACCGAGGCGACUAGGGCUUCCGGUUUCACCAUGGCCCCAUGUUGCCUCGAAAUAACAACUGACACCCUGUCCCAAAACUCAGGGGAUUAUUAUUUUGUUUUACUGUGAACUAGAUCAGACUAAGAAACAGUAAUUAAAAUUAACAGCGAAUUCUGUCAUGUUGGGCUACAGAUAGGAAGUUCUCUUCUCGUGCGGUUAGUAUUGUUAAACCUCACCUCCAGUCAUCCAUUUACUCGCUAGUGUUCCCUACGGUCAGUCAAACUAUUUGUAUUUCUAUUUAUCCCAGGUGGGUGGCUGCUGUGUCCUUUGGCUCUAUCACAGCAAUCAAACAGUGACGCGUGUGUGCUCUCAACCAAUCUUUUAAAAUGAUUUGUUAGACCUUUUUUCUGUAAAAAUGUAUCUUUUUGUAAAAUCAAAAUGAAAGGGGGGAGAAGAUUUUUAGGUCUGUCAAUUAUCCAUUAAUUGAAAGGUAGAAUCAUUGAUUUCUGCAACAGCUAAGAGCUUUGAAGCACGAGGCUAAACUCACCCACUGUUUUGGUCCGUACUAACAGUGUGACACGAACCCAUGCACAUGUGCUGAUAUAGUGUAUUGGCGCGAAGUCUUGGAUCUCGCUCAUCGCAUUAUCUGCGGUGCUGCUCGUGGCAACGUCAUUUCACUGAGUCUACCUUUAAGCCAUGUCUGUUUUUAUAGAAAAUUUGAGUGGAAAAUAUGUAUAAAUAAAGCUGUCUUUGGGUUUUAGACAGGUCCUUGAUCAAUGUUGAUGGAAAUGCAGAUAUGAAACGUCCAACUAUGGCUUGAGCAGUAGACUCUAUAGCUCUCUUAUAUUAGAUGUGUCCAGUCUUCUAUUUUUCCACUUUUAAAGAAUAUGUGCAUGUAUGUUUGUGUACUCUGAGAGAAGGAAUAAGAUAUGGCCAUGGUGUGCAACAGUUCUGCUGCUUCAUAGUGGAAAGGCUAGGUUGGGUAAGCCACGACCUUCCAAAUGUUUUAUUUUUUAUACACAAAGGCUGUGUUGACACAGGAAGGCCAAUUCAGGUAUUUUGCCCAAUUAUUUGGUGGCUCCCGAGUGGCGCAGCGGUCUUAGGCACUGCAGUCUCUGGUUCGAAUCCAGGCUGCUUCACAUCCGGCCGUGAUUAGGAGUCCCAUAGGGCGGUGCACAAUUGGCCCAGCGUCAUCCGGGUUUGGCCAGGGUAGGCUGUCAUUGUAAAUAAGAAUUUGUUCUUAACUGACUUGCAUAGUUAAAUAAAGGUUACAUUUAAAUUCACAAAAGAUCUGAUUGGUCAAAAGACCAAUUAGUGGCAAGAAGAUCAGAAUUGGGCUGCCUGUGUAAACGCAGCCAUCGUAAAAUCAUGGGACGGCUAAUAUAAACUUUUAUUCUCAUGUAACAUUCUUGGCCAGCGACGUUGUAAAUCUGCUCAUAUGAAGUGAUUAUGUGAGAAACUUCACCCUAUCAUUUGAUAGAAUAGACAGACUAAACACAGCACCACCAAAAGUGGGUUGAGUAAGGCUGUGUUGAGUAAGGCUGUUUGUCUUGCAGCACUUCAAAAUAAUAAGAUCCAGCAUGUUCUAUAUUGCUUUAGUCACAUAAAUUUUUACAGCGCAACAAUUUUUAAAGGACAUUUGCAAGGGAGGGUUGGUCACAUUGCAUGUACACAAGCGCACACACACUUCAAUAUACCAAAAAAGACUGAUAGAGGUGUGUGUGCGCUUGUGUACAUGCAAUGUGACCAACCCUCCCUUGCAAAUGUCUUUCUAAAAAUUGUUGCGCUGUCUAAAUGUAUGUGACUUAAGCAAUAUAGAAGUUGCUGGAACUUAUUAUUUUGAAUUGCUGCACUUGUGUUGCUGCAAGACAAACAGCUGUCAUUGUAAGUAAAAGGAUGUCACCAAGAGAGGGGGAAAAAACACUUAAUAUAAUUAAUUUCUUGAUUAUUAUGCUCCUGAAAAAAAUUGUGGAACAAUAAUAGAACUUGGUAUGUGAUUUGUGCCUAAUGUAUGCUUCGAAAUGGAACCAGGGUGUUAAUUGGUUUUCUUGUCAGCCCUUCAAAGCUUGUUUUAAAUGUUAUUUUUAUUUUAUUUUGGUUUAUUUUCAUUUGUACUCAUGUUUGUCAUAGGGACAUCACUGGUUUCCUUUUUAAAGUGUAUCUGCAUUUCCUUCCUCCCCUCAGGUUCAACUUCCUCCUUUAUGAAUGUCAGUCCUGUUUUGUAGUACCCUUAGUGGCCAUUGGGCGGUGCACUAGAGUACUUCCUUUGGAACCAUCAGAAACAAAUGAAAAGGCUUUAUUAAUGUGAAAAAUGUUUUUGUCCCAUAAGGAUGUUCAAAAGCAUAUGUCCAGGCUAGUGUGUAAUUAUUUCAUAUGUUUCUCAUUCGAUUGACUUUGAGGGAAGCAAAAUAAACAAGUAUUUGAUGGAAUUGAUGACGACGUGAACCUGAAAAAUUGCAAAGGCUGCUACUUGAUGAACAUUGGUGAACUUGUUGAAACCCUUAAGUCUAUUGUUUGAGACUUAGACAUUUCUGAUAGAAUAAACUCGUUGAGAGUGAUCAAAAAUA
Molecule: messenger RNA, 7636 nt
Organism: Salmo salar (Atlantic salmon)
Lineage: Eukaryota; Metazoa; Chordata; Actinopteri; Salmoniformes; Salmonidae
Source: RefSeq, a predicted model, not a curated record